Molecule: messenger RNA, 2195 nt
Organism: Cimex lectularius (bed bug)
Lineage: Eukaryota; Metazoa; Arthropoda; Insecta; Hemiptera; Cimicidae
Gene: elgi
Product: E3 ubiquitin-protein ligase NRDP1
Exons: 5
Coding region: 282-1223 (313 amino acids)
Biological process (GO): tumor necrosis factor-mediated signaling pathway; regulation of canonical NF-kappaB signal transduction; protein K63-linked ubiquitination
Cellular component (GO): plasma membrane signaling receptor complex
Molecular function (GO): metal ion binding; ubiquitin protein ligase activity
Source: RefSeq, a predicted model, not a curated record
CAAAACUGAAUCUAGACAGCACUGGUGCUAUAGGUAUUUAGGUUGUGCUGUCAGUGUGUCAGCUCGACAUGAGAAAGAAACAAAGCUUGAAUUAGUUAUUUCGGUUCUGGACGGAUAUCAGGCGUUCAAAUCGACGUCGUCGGACGAGAUCACACUUCCUCUCGGUUCUCGGUUGAAAUGUUCUGCACCUCCUGAAGGAGACUCAGUACCGUUUUGAGUUGAGUCGCCUGCCCCCUUUCACGAUCGGAGGUCUCGUUUUUCUCAAAAAGACAUCGCCGAGCAUGGGCUUCGAAGUCAAUCGUUUCAGCGGCGAAGUAGACGACGAGCUACUUUGCCCCAUCUGCUCCGAAGUCCUAGAAGAUCCUCUCCAGGCACCAUCCUGUGAGCACGCAUUCUGCAGCGCUUGCAUUAGAAAAUGGAUCUCUAGACAGUCCACGUGUCCUGUCGACAGACAAGCUAUAACACAGCUUCGACCUGUGCCUCGAAUUUUGAGAAACUUUCUUUCUAGACUGAGCAUAACCUGUGACAAUGCAGUAUAUGGGUGCCAAGCAGUUUUAAAACUAGACGCGCUCAGGAGUCACGUAUCUGAAUGCGAACACAAUCCAAAGAAGCCAGUGCCAUGUGAACAAGGUUGCGGUCUUGUCAUACCGAUGGAUGAACUCAAGGAUCACAACUGCAUCCGUGAGCUGAGAGCGCUCAUCCACUCCCAGCAGCAAAAAAUUCAAGACUUCCAGCAGGAAAUAGCCGACCAGAGGUUUCAAAUUAAUGAGCAAAAAAAUGAACUUUUUAUAUUGAAGGAUUUUGUAAGAGCCAUGAGAGUGUCAAAUCCAACGAUGAGAGCAUUAGCCGAUGAAAUGGAAAGAGAUGAAGUUGUCAGAUGGUCCAACACUCUUACCAGGGCAAGAGUGACCAGAUGGGGUGGUAUGAUAUCCACUCCUGAUGAUCUUCUUCAGAGAAUGAUUAAAAGGUCGUUGGCUGAAUCUGGCUGUCCUGCUCAUAUUGUCGACAACCUUAUGGAAAAAUGUCAUGAGAUGAGUUGGCCGCCUGGGCUGAGUUCACUUGAAACAAGACAGAACAACAGGAGAGAAUACGACAGCUACAUAUGCAAACGUAUACCAGGGAAGCAGGCCGUCGUCGUAUUACAGUGCGAUAAUCCUCAUAUCAGUCAGGACAUGAUGGUGGAACCCGGUCUUGUUAUGAUAUUUGCACACGGUAUCGAAUAAAUCGAAGCGGUUUUGUGAUAGUACAUGGGUCUUGGUCAAGGUCCUGUAUGUUUUUACCUAAAAUGAUUUUUUUUUUUAUUGUGAUAAUUUAUAUAAACUGGGUAAAAUUUUGCAGGUUUGAUAAAAUUUGAAUAUUGAUUUUGGUCUUUAACAUAUAUUAAAUUGGGAAAUUGGAGGGUGGGCGGUUCUAAUUUGAUUUGAAAUUUCUAUUGUUGUAUUGUCAUAAAUCUGAACUAUUUAUUCACAAUAUUUUAAAUCAGUCAUUAAAAAAAAAUUGAAAUUUAUUCGCCUAGAAGAAAUAAUUAUAUGAAUUUAAACAAAAUUCCAAUUUCUCAUUUGAUAUAUUUUUAUUAACUUUCUCUGUUAAACAUAAACUUCCACAUUAUUAUUAUUAUUUAUUGAAGAUAUUAAGUGCUAAAAAGAGCGAGACUGAAAAUAUAAAUUUCCUAUAUGGCUGUGUAUACAUCUGUAUGCUAUAAAUUGAUUUCAUGUAAUAAUUGCUAAUGGAUCAAAAUAAUUAUUUAUUCAUUAUUUCUCAGAUUGAUUCAACAUAGCAAUUCCAUAAAUUUUAUUUAUAAACUAACUCGAUGGACUGUUGCAAUUUGGACUUAACGUUUUAAAAAAUGUAUGUUGCACUUGUUAAUUUAUGUUUUGAAUCAGAAUUUCGUUACAUUUAGGAGAAACAAGUAGCCCAAGAGUUAAAAAAAGAUUAAGGGUUUUUGUUUAAUAUUGAGGCCAAAGUAGUCAAAAUAACUUUAAAUAAUACUAUAAAAUAAUUCAAAAGAUUUGUUUCCCGAUUAAACAUUUAUCUUUUAAAAUCAGAGAAUAGUGAUAAUUGAUCCAUGAAAGUAAAUGGGAUCCGAUAUUGUAGAAAACAAAAAUGUAUCCCCUGUGGUGUAACCCGUAGAAAAAGUAGAAUAUUAAAUGAACUCAUUUUUUAUAUAUUUGUGAAUAAAAUGUAUGUGGAUAUAA